UUCGAGUCUAGUCUACUCCUACCGCCAUCGUCUUCAUCAUCUCCUCCUUCGCAAGUGGCCGUCAUCUCUUUCAUCCCUCCUUCUUACGUCUCCUCAGCGCUACCAGUCUUCUCCUGCCCAUUCCCUUGAGCAUGGCCGCUGCCUCAACUAGCGCCGCCCCGGCGUCCACCUCGUCUGCCUCGCAAGUGCGCCUCCGCUCCCAACCUCCCUCGAUUCCCCCUCAUCUGCAGUCCACAAAGACUCUACAGACCCUUGUCGCUCCUGCAGAAGUCUCACGUCGAUCCUCCAGGGCACGCAUCACCAACUGGGGAGGUACAUUCACUUACAAGCCACAGCGAGUCUUUCAGCCUAGCACUGUGGCGGAAUGUUGCAACAUCCUAGAGCUGGCCAGGAGGAGCGGGACUAGUGUAAGAGCAGUGGGAAAGGCGCAUAGCCCGGGUGAUUUGCCUUUCAGUGAUGCUUGGAUGAUCAGGACGGAAGAUCUCUCAGGAACGGUAGAGGUCGAUUCGGAUACGCCAAGUGCUACCUUCCUGGCUGGUACGCUCAUCUCAGACAUCAAUGAUGCCUUGGCGGCCAACGAGCCUCCUCUUGCGCUUACUUCCCUCGGCUCCAUCUCCGAGCAGACCAUCGGAGGAGCCAUUGCUACCUCGACUCACGGUUCAGGCUACAAUUUUGCUUCUGUGUCCUCAGCGUGCUUAGAGCUCGGCAUCAUCGUACCUCAAACCGCCGAGCAAGGAGGUGUACAGGUUUUGACCUGCAGUAGGGAGCAGAAUGUCGAGCUCUUCAAUGCCAGCCUCUGUUCUCUUGGAUGCACUGGCUUCAUCUACUCUGUCAAGAUGAAGCUAGAGCCUGCUUUCCGUCUUCGACAUCUGGUAGAAGAAAUCGAGUUCGAUUGGAUCUUUGGCGGCAAAACGGGCGCCCCUGCUAUAGAGGCUCUUGUGGAUGAUGGCGAUGGAGGAGUGAAGAUGCAGCAGCAACAGUCGAGUUCAAGGGGUGCAGUCGGUGAGGCGACAAUGGCCAGCAUUGACAUGUCUACGCCAGAGUCAGAGGUCAACAGAACGUACGGAGCUCCAAGAAAGUCUCGACAAAGCAUCGGAAAGCUGCUCGCUAGAGGCAGGCCCCUACCGCCGUCGGGUCCUCGGUACUACCCAUCGACUAGGCAGACAGACCCGGCAGACAUCUACCCUUGCCGAGCACCGGACACAGAUGCGACCGCCAGGGUCGGCCCUGAUGGAUGGAUGGAUCCCGAGGAUGACGAUGAGACCCGUGCUGCUCAGUCUAAGAUUGACGCCAUAAUUCAGAGCAGCCAGCAUACCCGCUUGUGGUGGUUCCCGCAUGUCAAGAUGGUCACGCUGAGUCGAGCUGACCGCACCUUGGAGCCCGCAGCCGGACCCACCUUCUCUCAAAGGGCAUACCAUACCAUCGUCGGGUACCACUUUACGCAAUUCUUGCUCUUCGUCUCGAGAUAUCAUUCUGCCCUCCCAAGCCAAGUGGCCAAGGUGGUUCACUACCUCACACACCCAUCUUUCCCCGCCGAGCACCGUGGGAAGCAAUCUGGGUCCAUCAGCAGUGCUGAAGCCUCUUCGCCGCCUGAGACCUCGCACGAGUCGCAGACUGGUUCGCUAGCAAGCGAGUUCGAAGGUUUCAAGGCAGCUCCUCCAACAGAUCUCUCCCCUGCUCCAGCAGGUUCCCUCAAGCCGCUGCAAGCGCAUCACCCGCAUUCACUCACCGUGGACCACUCGAUCAACGUCUUCAACAUGGACUGUCUCUUCAAGCAGUACACUUCAGAGUGGGCCAUUCCCUACACACAUACUGCCGCCUGUCUACGUGCCAUGCGAGACUGGCUUGAAGAAGAAGCUCGUCUGGAUACUGGUGAGCGAAUCCAUUUUCCCGUCGAGGUUCGCUGGACAGACGCCGAUGGCAUUUGGCUAAGCCACGGCUAUGGCAGACGCAAUUGCUACAUUGGCAUCAUUCAAUUCCGCCCUUAUAAUCUCCCCACACGCUAUCGCUCCCUCUUUGCCAAGUUCGAGACGCUGAUGAGGCACUUUGCAGGAAGACCACAUUGGGCAAAGACGCACACCUGUGGACCACAGGAGCUGCGCAAGCUCUACCCACACCUGGAUGAUUUCCUUGAAGUACGCAAGAGGUAUGACCCGGAUGGAGUCUUGCUCAAUCCGUAUGUACGCCGUCACUUGUUGGGGGAAAUUGGAGAGGAGAUGAGCGUGCGACGAUUCAAGAAGAGGGAGAGGGGAAAGCUCUGAGCGUAUGCGUUACUAGUACUAUGGCGCAAGCUCAGAGGGGUAAAAAGAGCGCCUUUGUCGAACACAGCACCGUGCAAUCGCACGCCCU
Microstroma glucosiphilum is the source of this 2349-nucleotide messenger RNA. RefSeq lists its product as hypothetical. NCBI's taxonomy places the organism in Eukaryota, Fungi, Basidiomycota, Exobasidiomycetes, Microstromatales, Microstromataceae. Gene Ontology annotation, cellular component: membrane; mitochondrion. Gene Ontology annotation, molecular function: D-arabinono-1,4-lactone oxidase activity; FAD binding. The coding region runs from base 132 to 2261 and encodes 709 amino acids. The transcript has 2 exons. The record is from RefSeq and is a predicted model, not a curated record.